Lates calcarifer (barramundi perch) is the source of this 1757-nucleotide messenger RNA. It is a transcript of the gene sgcg, whose product is annotated as sarcoglycan, gamma. Lineage: Eukaryota; Metazoa; Chordata; Actinopteri; Centropomidae. The record is from RefSeq and is a predicted model, not a curated record. Gene Ontology annotation, cellular component: sarcoglycan complex; sarcolemma. Bases 245 to 1117 code for a protein of 290 amino acids. The transcript is spliced from 9 exons. Gene Ontology annotation, biological process: heart contraction; cardiac muscle tissue development.
GGACGGCUAAAAAGGCAGAGAGCGUCAGAGGGAGAGAGCAUGCAGGGGAGUGGGAGCGCCGUCUCGUGGUGAUUCGCCGGGGCACUUCCAGAGCUGAAUUUAUGGCACACAGCUGCUGGGUGGCUGACAGACGUGUGAGGAGCUCAAGCACUGCUGCUUCUCAAGCUCCUCGUACCAGCUCGAGCUCUGCUUACUGUAGCGUAGGAAAGAGGCUCUGCUCUGUCUCAACACACAACACCGGCAGAUGGUGCGGGAGCAGUAUGUCACCACCACCCAGGGCAGCAGCUCGCCCAGGCCGGUGCCUGACCACGUCUACAAGAUCGGCAUCUAUGGCUGGAGGAAGCGCUGCCUCUACCUGUUUGUCCUGCUGCUCAUCAUCAUCCUGGUGAUCAACUUCGCUCUCACCAUCUGGAUCCUCAGGGUGAUGUGGUUCAACACGGAGGGGAUGGGACUCCUUCAAGUGCACUCAGAUGGGGUCAAGCUGCAGGAGGGCGAGUCGGAGUUUCUGUUUCCCGUCUACGCUCAGGAGAUCCACUCCAGAGAAGAUUCUUCACUUCUAGUGCACUCAUCGGAAAAUGUUUCCCUUAAUGCCCGCAAUGAAAAUGGUAAUGUCACGGGGAGGAUAUCAGUAGGUCCAAAAGAGGCUCAGGGACACACUCGAAAUCUGCUCAUUAACUCCCACAAUGACAACAUGCUGUUCACUGCAGAUGGCGACCAGGCUGUGAUUGGACCAGACAAACUACGAGUCACAGGUCCUGAGGGAGCGCUGUUCCAGCAUUCAGUGGAGGUGCCCCUGCUGAAGUCUGAACUCCUCAAAGACCUGAGGUUAGAGUCUCCUACUCGCUCUCUCAGUAUGGACGCACCGAAAGGAGUUCAUAUCAAAGCCCUUGCUGGUAACAUUGAAGCUGCCUCCAACAUGGACAUUAUUCUACAGUCUAGUCUCGGACUGCUGGUGCUGGAUGCUGAGACGGUACGCAUGCCGAGCCUGCCCCUGAGCGAAGGAGGGGUUUCUGGAAGCGCUCAGAGUCUCUAUGAGGUCUGUGUCUGUCCCAGUGGCAAGCUGUUCCUGUCCAAGGCUGAGGUCAUCUCCACUUGCAGUGAGAAUCAGGAGUGCUAGAUAGACUCUGACAAGGUUUUAUGGACAAAAAUGCACCAGAGGACACGCAGCCUUUUCAUUUAUUGCACAAUCAUUUUAAAAUUCCUCAGUUCUCUGCUGUGCACUAGAGCUGUACAAUGGAGAUGGCUACAGUUUAGAUAAUUCUUACCAUAUUAAUGGCUCUCUGGUGCACUCUAGUGGAUAAGAUCUGCAAUAGCACCAUGAUGCAGAGGACAGUGUCACCAACAAGCAAAAUUGGCAAACUUUCUGAUCUUAUUCAGAUUGGAUUAUUAUUGUUGUUGUUGUUGUUGAGAAUGCAAUGAAAACACACCAUGUUUUCUGGUGUGUGUGUGUGUGCGUGUAGCAUUAAAACAACAUAACUCUACAACUGAAUGUUGACCUUAAAGCUGCUGCAGGUUAUUACAACCUAAUGUCAGUGCUAAUAAUCAAAUUACAAUAUGACUUUGUUCAUAUUUGUCCACUUAGGAGACCAUAGCUUACUCUGCUUGUAAACUUGAGACAACAUAAAGUAUUAAAAAUGGAUGCAACACAAAAGUAUGCCCAUUUAAAAGUGCUUAAGUUGUUUAAAUCAGAUGGAUUACCUGUUAUUUUUAAAUGUGCCCUCUUUUAUAAACCUAAAAAUAAAAACUGACACUGUUUA